Striga asiatica is the source of this 1157-nucleotide messenger RNA. NCBI's taxonomy places the organism in Eukaryota, Viridiplantae, Streptophyta, Magnoliopsida, Lamiales, Orobanchaceae. The record is from the annotation of a GenBank genome assembly.
CAAUGGCGUCGUCAUCCUCAUAAUAGGUCAAAAUCAGCCAUUUAUCUGUACCAAUCAUCCCACCUCCCACUGUCCUUGUCCUUCCCCACCCGACACUUCACCUUCUUCCCCAACCAACUUUCUCUCACCUCCCCAUACAAUCAAUUAUUUCUCCAUUCCCCUCGAUUUUUUCUUCAUUCUUCUUCUUCCAUUUUUCCACUCCAAGCUUUUCUUCUUCGUAGUUUCUUCUUUUUUAAGAAAAAAUAGCUAAGUUUUCUGAAGUGAUGGCAGAGGAGGAAGCCAAGAAGGCCGAGCCCCAGCCGGAGACUUCCUCGGAAGCUCCACCUGCGCCUGAGCCUGCGCCGGCGCCGGCGGCUGAGCCGGUGGAGACUCCGAAGGACGUGGCUGAGGAGAAGACCGUGACUCUGCCGCCUCCCCCUGAGGAGAAAGUUGAAGAGUGCAAAGCCCUUGUCGUGGUUGAAAAACCUGCAGCUGCUGAGGAGAAAAAAGCAGAGGGCUCUAUUGACAGAGAUGCUGUGUUGGCUCGUGUUGCGACAGAGAAGAGGUUAUCUCUAAUCAAAGCAUGGGAAGAAAGUGAAAAGUGUAAAGCUGAAAACAAGGCUCAAAAGAAAGUAUCUGCUGUUGAAGCUUGGGAGAACAGCAAGAAAGCAAGUCUAGAGGCCGAGCUAAAAAAGAUCGAGGAGAACCUGGAGAUGAAGAAAGCAAAAUAUAUCGAGAUAAUGAAAAACAAGAUUGCUCUCGUUCACAAGGCAGCCGAAGAGAAAAGGGCAAUAAUCGAAGCCAAACGAGGUGAAGGUCUUCUCAAAGCAGAGGAAACUGCUGCAAAAUACCGUGCCACAGGGACUGCUCCAAAGAAGCUGCUUGGCAUCUUUUGAAGCUUAAAUUCAAUGUGAAACUGGAGAUAUGAUAUGCAAAGUUUGUACAUUUUCAUUGUUGUGUUAGUAUUAUUUGGAUGUGUUUAUUUAUUGUUUCAUUUACUUUUGUGGGAGUGUUGUCGUGAUGAUUUGUUGUUAGGAUGAAAUUUUUUUGUUGUUCAAUUGCUAUAUUUGUUGUUAUUCUUGUUGUGUGUUAAGUGGUGAUGUGAUAUUUGUUUGUAGAGAGAUACAUUGUGGGAGAAUACUAAUUUAUCAUUUUAUUCUACUUGUUGCAACAAAAAG